UUUUGUUGUUGUUGUUGAUCUGUUUGCCGCUCGGCCAUGGCAGUUCCAACAGCAGCCGCAACAACCUCGGCUGUCAGUGCAGCAGUCACAGCCACGGCGCCCGUCAUUGUGCAGUACAUUGCCAUCCGAAGAGACCUGCUCAAAACGCUCAAGUGGACGUUCGGAUCCGUCGCGACACAGGCCUGCCACGCGUCCAGCGCCGCCAUCUGGACGUUCCGAAAGCACCCUUGCACGGAGGAGUACCUGAGCGACGAGCAGAUCGACCGCAUGCACAAAGUGGUGGUUGAAGUCGCAGAUGAAGCCGCUCUGUGGCAACUCGGAGAUCAGCUGAAGGAAAAGAACAUCGACCAUAAACUGUGGCUGGAGCAACCGGAAGCCAUUCCCACAGCCAUCGCAACACGACCGUACGUCAAGUCUGAGAUUCAAGAUGUAUUCCGACCCUUCAAACUCUUCCGUUAAGAGCCGUACCAAGCAGGAACGGCAUCAGCUGACCCAAACUAACAUUGUUAUUGUUUGAGGCGACAUGCAGAUAUCUCGCGUUCAAAAACACAAAAGAAUUUUGGAUUGCAACUU
Messenger RNA from Capsaspora owczarzaki ATCC 30864, 573 nucleotides. RefSeq lists its product as hypothetical. Gene Ontology annotation, molecular function: peptidyl-tRNA hydrolase activity. NCBI's taxonomy places the organism in Eukaryota, Filasterea, Ministeriida, Capsasporidae. The coding region runs from base 37 to 459 and encodes 140 amino acids. The record is from RefSeq and is a predicted model, not a curated record. The transcript is spliced from 3 exons.